Molecule: messenger RNA, 3509 nt
Organism: Tachyglossus aculeatus (Australian echidna)
Lineage: Eukaryota; Metazoa; Chordata; Mammalia; Monotremata; Tachyglossidae
Gene: NUDT4
Product: nudix hydrolase 4
Exons: 5
Coding region: 129-704 (191 amino acids)
Biological process (GO): adenosine 5'-(hexahydrogen pentaphosphate) catabolic process; diadenosine hexaphosphate catabolic process; diadenosine pentaphosphate catabolic process
Cellular component (GO): nucleus; cytoplasm
Molecular function (GO): endopolyphosphatase activity; diphosphoinositol-polyphosphate diphosphatase activity; bis(5'-adenosyl)-hexaphosphatase activity
Source: RefSeq, a predicted model, not a curated record
GGCCCCCAGCGGCUUCCAUGGAGGAGCGAGGGGCGCCCGGUGGCGGCGCUUCUUCGGCUUGGCGGCCGGCCUGAGCGCCCAGCCCGCCCCCGCCUUCCUCCUGGGCCGCCUGGGCCUCCUCCGCCCCCAUGCUGCUGGUGCUGAUGAUGAUGAUGAUGAUGAUGAAGUUCAAGCCGAACCAGACGCGGACCUACGACCGGGAGGGCUUCAAGAAGCGGGCGGCCUGCCUGUGCUUCCGCAGCGAGCGGGAGGACGAGGUGUUAUUGGUGAGUAGCAGUCGGUAUCCAGACCAAUGGAUCGUACCAGGCGGUGGGAUGGAGCCAGAGGAAGAGCCAGGCGGUGCUGCAGUGAGGGAAGUUUAUGAAGAGGCUGGAGUGAAAGGAAAACUAGGAAGACUGCUGGGGAUAUUUGAGCAGAACCAAGACCGGAAGCAUAGGACUUAUGUCUAUGUCCUGACAGUGACUGAAAUUUUGGAAGACUGGGAGGAUUCUGUUAAUAUAGGAAGGAAGCGAGAGUGGUUCAAAAUAGAAGAUGCGAUCAAGGUUCUUCAGUGUCACAAACCUGUACAUGCAGCUUAUUUGGAAAAAUUGAAACUGGGCUGCUCUCCAAUUAAUGGAAAUUCCAUGGUCCCCUCCCUUCCGGACAACAAUUCGUUGUAUGUCACUUCUGCACAGACUUCUGGGUUACCAUCUGCUGUGAGAUAGUUUGUGACCCCUUUCCCCAGGCACCAGUACAGGGAAAGAGGGGCACUUCUGGGUUCCCAUGCAAACAUCUGCAAAUAUUUAAAUUUUGUCUAAAAUGCCAUGCAUUUAUGUAUCAAAUCAUUUUUGCAUGUACUUAAGCUAUUUUGAAAUUAUUUUCCCUAACAAUGUAAAAUACUCAGUAAACCAAAGCCAUAUAUAGAAUUUAAGAUGCCUUAACUGGCUUUCCCCGACCCCCUUCCCACCAAAGCUCUCAGAUUUUCUAGUCUGUCAACUUUCUCAACUACUCCAUGGAGUACUUUGUCCAGGGGGAGGGGGUUAUUUUAUAGGGCAGUCUGAGAGGGAGGAGGCAUCACUGUAAAUGUAUUUAAGAAACUGGCUGGAUAAAUCUCUUGUCCCCCUUAUUUGUGGUAUUGGGUUUUACAGACUUUCUGGUGCAUUAGCUUUUUCUGUAGUGAAAGGAGAGCAUUUUAAUUGGGGGCUCCACAAUUUUUUUAAGGCUAUAUUUUUACUAUUGCAAUUUUGUAUGUCACUUCAAAGGAAAAUAAACUUAUUUCUUUAAAGACUCCUGAAAUAAUUCCAGCUAAGUAUCAACCUUGAUCUCUUCGCCUUCUCUUAUUCACCAUCUCCCCAUCACCACCCAAAAAAAGGUAGCUUCCUGUGGUCAGAAUGUUUUCUGGUUUUGACCUUUUUCAAGGAUCUAAAACUUGCAGUCUUAUAUUUUUUUCCCCCUCUCUCUCUCUCCCCUAAACAGAGUUCUCCAUUUGGGAAGGUGAGACAUAUUUGAGGAUUAGGUCACCUUUUGGUUCCGGAAAGCAGAUAGGAAGCUAAUACAGUCCCACGGCAAACUCUCCGUAGGGAUGAUGGUUCAGAUUCCGUUCAAACAUUCCCCUCCACGACUAGGCAAAGACUGGAAUCUUUUUAGACCAUCCCAUUAGCAUGAAGUGAUAAGCCAGGAUGGGAACUGGCCUAAUUACAUUGUUCUGGAUUUUUAAAUGCUUUCCAUUUCAUCACUUGAACCCAUCAUGGAGAAGUAAUUGAUGCAAGAUCAUAUAACAAGUGUGUGCUAAUAUUCUAAAUGCCGGCAAGCAGCCGGUCAUUAACAAAUUACUUCAAAACCGUUUUUUUUCUAAGCAGUCCCUUGUAAAUGCAUACGUACCUUUUCUGAGAAUUGUUUUCACCUUCCCAUAACCACACCAGAAUUGUGGCUGAAGUCGAAUCUUCUCUAUUAUGAAGCUCACUUUAGAAUAAGUGAUCAUUGUACACAUAGCAUUUAAACACUCUGUAAAUACUCUAACUGGUAAAUAGUGAGUGUAAAAUGGAAAGUAAAUGUAAUUUAAGACUUUGUUACUCAGUACAUAUUAGUCUACUUUAAACACAAAUUGUGUAAAAUGCUGCUAUAAAUUGCGUGCUGUUACACUUUUUAAGGAAAUAUUGGUGCCACAGUUCUUGUUUAAAAAAUGAGAUCUUGUGCUUUGUGUGUGUGUGUGUGUGUAUGUGUGGACUAAUCAGAACCACAAGGAUUAAGUACAGGUUUCAGUUCAAAUGAAUCUAGAUUUUGAAAAUACUGCUAAAUGAAGGGAAUAGAAAACUUAAAAGGAAUUUAAUCACCCUAAUUUCAAAAUUCUAAUUAGGCUGUGGCAAAAUCAGGAAACCAUUUUUCAGUAUCACUUUUCUACUUUGCCUUGUUCAGAGAUAAAUGUAUUUUUUUUAAAUCUGCACCUAAACUCAGUCUAAUAAUUGCCAUUAGGUUUUGGCUAAAAUCUUUUGUGGAGUUUUUGAACUAAAACAGCACAGUAAAUGUGGAUUUUUUUUAUUUUUCCUCCAAAUCCUUGGGAAUUAAGGUUGAACAUGAUACUAUUAGCAGUAAUGCAUGAUAUUUUGUAAUUCUUGAAUGAUAUAAUUGAUAAAAAUGUAAAAAUGUACAGUAUUGUGUUAAAUUCAGAGUUGCUAGCCUAUAAAUACUUUGUUGUAUAAUGUUGGGUUAACCAUUUGUACUUUGGGCCACAGCAAGAUUUUUCAGUGCCAUACAGUGUGCAAAUCUCUAUGCAACUUGCAAAUUUCCCUUAAUGACCAGUCUUAAUUCCUUAUGUCUCUUUGUACAAUUUAACACUUUUUUUGAACUGCAAUGAUUGUAAACUUACAUGAUGCUGGUGGUUUGUUUUUUUUUUAAUCUAAAAUGCUUGAGUAAAACCAGUGAUCAGGUUGCAUAGAAGGUGAGUCCAUUUUGGGUUCUGAGAAGACUUUAAACUAUGAUUUAGGAGCAGGGGAUACUAACCCUUGCGUUAACGGCCUUGGUCGAUGGUCCUGUGGCUUUUCUUCCCCAUCUGUCACUUUGAGAACUGUGGUGAUUGUAUGUUCUUAAGUUGUAGAUCUGCUCAUUUUCCCACUUUCUACUUCACCCCUCUGCCUCUAUUCCCACCACCCGAGGAAUGACCCAAGGACACUUGUUGAAACAAUCUCAAAUCAUGUCUUGCAAGCCAAAAUUGACAUUUUCAAGCUGGUUAAGUGCCAUACUCUUAUACCGUAAGACCCUGUAGCAUGCAGAGGCACCUGAAGUAUUCCCUUCAAACCCCACACCUAUCACCAAAAGGCCCAAAGUUUGCUUUGCUAGCAACAGGGGGCUAGCAUAUUUAAAGGAAGCCCCAUGUUCUGUUUCUUACAAAAUUAUGGAGGGAGCAAAACAGGAAAAAAGCUGUAAACAUUGCAUCACUUUGCAUGGUUUUCUUUUGAAACUAUUGAUGUACAAACAAUUUUGACUUUUUAUAAUGGGGAUAAAAUACCAAAAUAAAAACCUAAUGCAAGGGC